GCGCGCUUAAACAACAGGUGGUUGUAGUGUUUUGAAAGGAACCCAGAAGGUGAAGGUAUGAUGUCAAACGACUGCCAGCUGGACGAUGAGACUUCAAUAGUUUAACAGAUAUUAAGAUAUUUAUACAACCAUGGACAAACUCAGGGCAUUUCUGGGUGGUCGUGAUCAUGGAAACAAUGAAAACCGUAAUGUACUGCAGGUGGCGAAUGAAGCGUCCACGCUGGGAUGGGGAACUCGAGUGAAAGGAUUCAUCGCCUGUAUGGUCAUCGGAAUAGUUUGUUCUAUCUUGGGAGUGUGUUGCCUGUUUAUUCCCAAAAUGGGUAUAAUUAUCUUCAUUGUUUUUUACACAUUCGGCAAUGUAUGUUCCUUAGUAAGCACUAUGUUUUUGAUGGGACCUGUCAAUCAGCUGAAACGUAUGUGUGACAAGACCAGAGCCUUUGCUACAAUUGUUAUGAUAACAUGUCUAGUUCUCACACUAUGUGCAGCAUUUUGGUGGAAAAUCUUUGCACUUACUUUGCUGUUUGUCAUUCUGCAAGUCAUUGCAUUUGCUUGGUAUGGGCUAUCAUAUAUUCCAUUUGCAAGAGACGCAAUCCUGAAGUUUUUCUCCAUGCUGUGCUCAAAGUGUGUGAAAUGAAGACUUUUUUUAACCGUCUCUCAGCGAUGCCACUCCACAAAUGAUCAACAAUACAACAAGAGUUUCCUAGUAAUAAUGUCUAUUUCGACAUUUUGCUGGUCAAAGUAAAGUUCUAACCAAAGUACAAGACUGCUAUUUACUGAAUGUGUUUUAUUUUUUUACAAACAUUGUAAAACAUAAAGCCUACAAGAAAGAAACUGGAUAUAUAUAAAUAUAUUGGAAUUGUAGCUACUACUUGAAUUACCUUUUUCUUUUUGUCAUUCUUAUUGUAUAAAAUGAACAGAUCCUGUA
This is a messenger RNA of Triplophysa dalaica, 925 nucleotides long. It is a transcript of the gene sft2d2a, whose product is annotated as SFT2 domain containing 2a. Gene Ontology annotation, cellular component: membrane. The coding region runs from base 131 to 634 and encodes 167 amino acids. Gene Ontology annotation, biological process: vesicle-mediated transport. The transcript is spliced from 8 exons. Lineage: Eukaryota; Metazoa; Chordata; Actinopteri; Cypriniformes; Nemacheilidae. The record is from RefSeq and is a predicted model, not a curated record.